Molecule: messenger RNA, 2555 nt
Organism: Limulus polyphemus (Atlantic horseshoe crab)
Lineage: Eukaryota; Metazoa; Arthropoda; Merostomata; Xiphosura; Limulidae
Product: TBC1 domain family member 30-like
Exons: 9
Coding region: 437-2452 (671 amino acids)
Cellular component (GO): endoplasmic reticulum
Source: RefSeq, a predicted model, not a curated record
GGGCGAAUUCUCUCGUGAAUACACACAGCGCUGUGUCCCUCGGGCGAGUUCUCUCAAGUAUACACACAGCGCUAUGUCUGUUCAUUCGGCGAAUUCUCUCAUGUAUACACACAGCGCUAUGUCUGUUCAUUUGGGCGAAUUCUCUCGUGUAUACACACAGCGCUGUCUGUUCAUUCGGGCGAAUUCUCAUUCCUCUGUCCUGGGAAAUGUUUAUUUAAAAAGAAUGCUUACUGAACUGAAAGCUGUGUAACUUUUGGCAGUCUCACGUAACGAUCAACACGUGCUACUCUAUUGUAAUGAUAGAUUUCUUCCUGUACUGGUGUGACGUCAGAUAAAAACGACAGACACUCCCUGGAAAUGUGUGAUAACAGCUUCGACGUGGCAGAGGCUCUAAGUAUGGCGACUUUUGUUAUACACAGGAAUCCGGGUUAAGAAAAUGGACUCAAAUUUAAAGAUGACUUCUGUUUCCUCCACAUUUAAAGUGCCGACUACCACGAAAGACCUGAGUGACAUCCCUCUGACCCCUCCGUCCUCUCCCGAGAUACUCGACUGUCGCAACGAUGUCGAGCCCGAGUUUGUGGACAACUUCCAAAACAUUCGCCUUCCGUUAGAAGACACAACUUCCGAAGAAUCGACGCUACAGACCUGGGAAUACCAUUCUAGUCAACAAGACGAUAGCAGCACCAGAUAUGUCCAACAAAGUCCAAGUAGGACUUUGGAGGCUAAGCCACCGAUUCCAGAAGCGAUGACUCUGAACAAGAAAAGAACAGCGUCAAUUGUUGAUGGAUUAUUGGUGGAAAUUUACAACCGGCGUUACAGUGUGGACAGUGAUAACCUAACAGACUCUUCAGUUAGUGAUGUGUUUGCAGCUCCGCCGAACUUGGCAUCAGACUGUGAGAGUCACCACAGGGCCUGGUACUCGACAACAACCCUGAAUCUUAAAGGAGCUCAGGAGUUGAUACUGAUCAAGUCACAUCUUCUGGAACGUGUUCAACAACUUAAUAAUCGUUUGGUUUGCAGAUUGAAACUGAGGGACCAUCUUCAAAAUAAACGGAAUCGUAAAUACGAUGUUAUAACAGCAAUUCUACAGGCAGUCUCCCAGAAACGUAGAAUUGACACCAGAAUCAGGUUCAGUUUGGAACCUCUUCCAGGUGAAACAGGUUUCAGCCAAUGGCAUGAUGCCAUGAAAAUGGUUGUCCGACUGUCUGUAGGAAUUCCUUCUUAUUUCAGGAAAAGGGUGAUGAUAUUUCUGAUAGAAAAUGUUCUGCCACCAGGGUACUUUGCUGACAAUCUGCGAGGCUUAUCUGUUGACAUGGCUGUGUUCCGAGAACUGUUAGAUACACGAGUUACUAAGUUAUCUCGUCAUUUAGAGAAUCUUCAGUUACAGGCCAGGGAUUGUUCAACAGGUACAAACUAUGAACCACCUCUGACAAAUGUUUUCACUAUGCAGUGGUUCCUCACUUUGUUCUCAACUUGCUUACCCAAGUCAACAGUUCUUAAAGUGUGGGAUCUCGUCUUCCUUGAGGGAAAUGAAGUUUUGUUAAAAACUGCUCUAGCAAUCUGGGAAGGUCUGUCUCAUGAAGUGUUGAAUGUAGAGACAGCAGAUGAGUUUUACAGUACAAUGGGACACCUGAGCAGAGAAAUGUUAGAGUUUGGACUAAUGGAUCCAGGUGAACUCAUACAGAAAAUUUGCACUAUGGAACCCUUUUUUCAACUAGCGGAGCUACGAGACAAAUAUAACUAUAACGUUUAUCCUCUCCUGCCACAACAUACAUGUGACAGUGAUAAUGAUGACGGUGGACUAUCAACCAAUAGAGAGUGGUGUUUAUCCAGCUUUUUAAAUGUGACAUCAAUUAAAGGUACUUCUAGUAAGACAUUAGAAGUAUACCCAAGCAGGUCAGCUGCAAGUGAUGGUAGUCCAGUGAUGUCGUUCUCCAACACACAUGUUGAGAGAACAUCGCUAGAUAUUUCAGCUCUUAAAAGACAAUAUAUCAAGCUGUGUGAGCGACAAAGACAGGCUCAUAUCAUACUUACUGGAGACUUCAGAGAAUCUGCUAAACCUAAACAAAAGACCUCAGUGGCUAUGAAUCACCUCUUACUUAAAAGAAAGCCUUUGGUAAGAAAAUACAAAAAUGGAAUGCAAACAAGGUUCAUCCUGAAAACCCCAAACUGUAGUAAGAAUUGUGUCCAACAGCUUGUUCCGGAAGCUUCUUUAUCUGGUGCCAAUAUGCUAAUAAGGAUUCCUAGAGAAACAGAAAAAUAUGAAAUGAAGAAGAGGUCACUAGUUGAAGAGUGUAAAUAUAAACAGUAUUCUGACAAUCUUCCCAGAGAAGUUAAAGAAAAAUUAGAAGCAUUAGAAAGUACAGUUGACUUUCUGGACGUUAGACAGAGUGAAAGUGAAGAUGAUAGUGACAACAGUGUAGUUUCUACAAGUCCAAAUAUUUUUAAAUAAAGAGAACAUGAAGAGUAAAUCCUACGUACCAAUACUUUUGGUAGAGCAUUAUUAAAUAUCUUCAUUUUAUCAUUAAACAUAAUAAAAACUUCUAUGUAAGAAA